AUGCCAAAUUAUGUGAAGUUUAAGAACAAAAUUUUAACAAAUAAAAGGAAGUUGGGGGACUAUGAGACAGUGGCACUUAUUGAGAAUUGCAGUGUGAUAAUUCAAAAGAAACUACCUCCCAAGCAUAAUGAUCCUGGUAGUUCUAAUAUACCAUGUUCUAUAAGGGUCUCUGCGGUGACAAAGGCUUUAUGUGUUUUAGGGGACAGUGUGGAUUUAAUGCAUCUAUCAAUCUUUUGGAAGCUAAAUUUGGGAGAAGCUUGGCCUACUUUUGUGUCUUUGCAGAUAGCAGAUCGAUCAGUCAAACAUCCUCGUGGAGUGAUUGAGGAUGUAUUGGUGAAGGUGGACAAAUUCACCUUUCCUGUGGACUUUAUCAUUCUUGAUAUGGAGGAAGAUGGAAAUAUUCCAAUAAUACUUGGAAAGCCAUUCUUGGCUACUGGUAGGGCUUUGAUCGAUGUACAAAAGUGUGAGUCAAAGUUGCGAGUGCAAAAGGUGGAGGUCAUGAAUCAUGAGCUAAACGUGAAAAUAAGAAGAAAUGGUGGAAAACUGUAA
Messenger RNA from Humulus lupulus (European hop), 549 nucleotides. RefSeq lists its product as uncharacterized. The coding region runs from base 1 to 549 and encodes 182 amino acids. The record is from RefSeq and is a predicted model, not a curated record. The transcript has 2 exons. NCBI's taxonomy places the organism in Eukaryota, Viridiplantae, Streptophyta, Magnoliopsida, Rosales, Cannabaceae.